Messenger RNA from Myripristis murdjan (pinecone soldierfish), 5294 nucleotides. It is a transcript of the gene adgra3, whose product is annotated as adhesion G protein-coupled receptor A3. The transcript has 19 exons. The record is from RefSeq and is a predicted model, not a curated record. Bases 827 to 4921 code for a protein of 1364 amino acids. Gene Ontology annotation, molecular function: protein binding; G protein-coupled receptor activity. Lineage: Eukaryota; Metazoa; Chordata; Actinopteri; Holocentriformes; Holocentridae. Gene Ontology annotation, biological process: cell surface receptor signaling pathway; G protein-coupled receptor signaling pathway. Gene Ontology annotation, cellular component: external side of plasma membrane; plasma membrane.
GACUGAAAGAGCAACAACAGCCACUUUGGAUAUUCUUCAUUUCAUUGCGGGAUGUAGCGUAAUACACUUUGUUUACGGAAGACUCAACUCAGGAAGGCUUGUUUAUUGCGCUUUCGUGUAUUUUUUUUUUUCCUCCUGAGUAAUUUCCUCUUGGAACUAAACCUGGAUACCAUUCCUUUGGGGUAAAGUUGAAGCUUUACAGAGAGAGAGAGAGAGAGAGCAAGGGGAGAAAGUUUACUUGCUUUUCCUCGGUUCAGUAUACAGUCCACAGAGUCGGGAAAUAUCCGUGAGAAAGUUUGAGAGCUUCCUGAAGUUAGCGCACAGUGGCGGCGGUGGUGUUGAUAACCUGGGAUGACUGCAGCCGUCUCCCGCGGAGCAGACAACACUCUCGCUCGGAUCCGCGCUAUGGCCAACAAAGAAACCCCCUCAACACUUGGACAAGUUAUUUUAUAACCAGUGGACGUAUUCAACACUUGUGAAUUUUUUUUCCGCUUUGGCGUGUUGGAGGAAAUGAGCACCACAUCAGGAUGGAAAGGGAAUUAUAAGCGAGUCGUGUGGCAAACAAAGAAGGACACCUCAGUCGGGCUGAGCGCCGCCGAGCCAAGCCAAAACCUUGCGAGAAAUGGAGGAGGAAGGUUCAUUUGAGCCAAAUGAGAUUAUCACAACAUGACAGAGGUUUCAUUUUUGUCUCUAACGGGGUCUAUUGAGUGUGUCUUACAGACCACCUUUUCAUAGCAUACCCUAUUGCCAGCCGCCCUGCUCUAUUUAUUAUUUAUACAUUCUUUUCUUUGCCAAUGCUGCAGUGGUUUUCCAGCCGUGUUUGAAAAUGAGGGUGGAUCUGUUGCAGUUGUUUGUGAUUUUACUGCUCGGCGGCGGCGGCUCGGCCGUAUCAUCUGAUUGCAAAUCAUAUGAUGAACGCUCAAAAAGCGCUGGGAAAAGCCUGCCGUCGGACAGGAAAGUGGUUUGCAGCAACAUGGAGCUCCAUCAGGUGUUACCCCCAGACUCCUUCCCCAACAGAACAGUCACUUUAAUCCUAAGCAACAAUAAAAUCCAAGAACUCAAAAAUGGAUCCUUCAUUGGAUUGUCUACAUUGGAAAGACUGGACCUGCGGAGUAACAUGAUCAGUCGCAUUGAGCCGGGAGCGUUCCUUGGGCUGCCAGCGCUCAAAAGACUAGACUUAUCUAACAACCGCAUCGGCUGCCUCAAUGUGGACAUCUUCAAGGGCCUCACCAGUCUGGUCAAACUAAACCUUUCAGGGAAUAUGUUCUCCUCGUUGUCUCAGGGGACCUUUGACAGCUUGGUAUCUCUGAAGGCACUCGACUUUCAGACACCGUACCUGCUGUGCGACUGCAACCUCCUGUGGCUGCUCCGCUGGAUCAAAGACAGAAACAUCGCGGUGAAGGACACCAUGUGCUCCUACCCUCGAUCUCUCCAGGGCCAGCUCAUCACCUCCAUAAAACCUGAGCUCCUCACCUGCGACGCGCCCCUCGAACUGCCCUCCUUUCAGCUGACGCCAUCCCAGCGACAAGUUGUCUUCCAAGGGGACAGUUUGCCUUUCCAGUGUCAGGCCUCCUUCGUAGCCGAGGACAUGCAGGUGCUGUGGUACCAAGACGGCCGCAUGGUGGAGCCUGACGCUGCUCAAGGCAUCUUCAUCGAGAAGAGCAUGGUGCAGAACUGCUCCCUCAUUGCUAGUGCGUUGACCAUCUCCAACAUCCAGCCUGGUUCUACGGGGAACUGGGAGUGUCGGGUUAGGACGAGCAGGGGUAAUACCACCAGGACUGUCCACAUUGUGGUGCUGGAGAGCUCCGCCAAGUACUGCGGUCCUGAGCGUGUCUCCAACAACAAGGGAGAAUUCAGGUGGCCACGCACCCUGGCAGGGAUCACUGCCUACCUGCCCUGCAACAGACUGUCAUCGGGCGCGGGCAUCUACUCGGGCAGCUCUGGCGAGGAGCAGCGGGCUUGGCGGCGCUGUGACCGUGGGGGGCUGUGGGCAGAGGAGGACUACUCCCGCUGCCAGUACCAGAAGGACGUCACCAGAUUCCUCUAUGUUAUCAACCAGAUGCCUCUGAAUGUGACCAAUGUGGUGACGAGGGCCCGGCGGCUGCUGGUCUGCACAGUUGAUGCCGCCAACUUCUCAGACAAGAUGGACAUAAUCUUUGUGGCUGAAAUGAUCGAGAAGUUUAGCAAGUUUUCCGAGAAGUUUAAAGAUCUGGGUGAGGUAAUGGUGAGCAUGGCAAGUAACCUAAUGCUGGCUGAUGAGAGGGUGCUGUGGAUGGCCCAGCGUGAGGCGAUGGCCUGCUCCCGCAUCGUCGCCUGCCUCCAGAAGAUCGCUGCCCACCGCCUGGUCACGGCUCAGGCCUUCUCCCUGACAUCCCCCAACAUAGCGCUGGAGGCCCAUGCUGUCAGAGCCAGCGACUGGAACGGUAUGACCUGCAUGUUGUUUCAGAGGCCCAGCCCGGAGCGCACGCCGGGCCAGGACCGGCAGCUCACCUUCAAAUGCAACACCACCAGCACCUUCUCCAGCAUACUGCACAAGAGCACCGUGGUGGAGGCGUCACUGCAGCUUCCUCAGUCUCUCUUCUCCCAGUCUGUACUCCCCGGGCAGACAGAUGACACGGUCUACAAGCUCCACCUGCUGGCCUUCCGCAACGGCAAGUUCUUCCCCUCCACUGGCAACUCCUCCCAACUGGCUGAUGGAGGGAAGAGGAGGAGUGUGGCCACGCCUGUCAUCAUGGCCAAGAUAGACGGCAUGGCUCUUCGAGGCCUGCGGACCCCCGUCAACGUCACCCUGCGCCGCUUCGCUCGCGGCUCAGACGCCGUGUCCGCCUGCUGGAACUUCAGCCUGGUCGGCGGCCAGGGAGGGUGGCAGAGCGACGGGUGCCGCAUCCUGGCCCACCACGACAACUUCACCACAAUAUCCUGCGAUUCGCUCGGCAACUAUGGCCUGCUCAUGGAUCUAAGCAGCGUGGAGUACUUCUCACCCAGCAUCCAGCCCCUCCACCCGGUUAUCUAUGCCACUGCCAUCAUACUCCUCCUCUGCCUGCUCACUAUCAUCAUCAGUUACAUCUACCAUCACAGGUCCGUCCGUGUAAGCCGCAAGUGUUGGCACAUGUUGGUCAACCUCUGCCUGCACAUCUUCCUCACCUGCGGCGUGUUUGUGGGUGGCAUCAAUCAGACGCGCUACGCCAGCGUCUGCCAAGCAGUGGGAAUCUUGCUGCAUUAUUCCACUCUUGCCACAGCUCUGUGGGUGGGCGUGACCGCACGCAACAUAUACAAGCAGGUGACACGCAAGGCCAAGCGCUAUGAGGAGCUGGACGAGCCGCCGCCCCCACCACGGCCCAUGCUCAGGUUCUACUUGAUCGGUGGAGGAAUUCCCAUCAUUGUCUGCGGCAUCACUGCGGCAGCUAACAUCAAGAACUACGGCAGCCAGACCAAUGCGCCAUAUUGCUGGAUGGCAUGGGAGCCGAGCAUUGGGGCUUUCUACGGCCCAGUGGGGUUCAUCAUCUUCGUGGACUGCAUGUACUUUCUCAGCAUCCUGCUCCAGCUUCACCGCCACCCUGAGCGCCGCUAUGAGCUGAAGGAGCCUAGUGAGGAGCAGCAGCGUUUGGCAUCGGGCAGCAGCGAGGCCGGUGCAGACGGCCCGGGCAGCCACCUCCACUCCCUCACCCUGCAACUGCAGCCUCACGAGGCCUCCUCCUCCACCGUCUCCGCCCCCCACGCCGUGCCCCUUUCGGCCCUGGAGAAUGAGCACACCUUCGCCGCCCAGCUCAUGGGUGCUGCAGGGGCAUUAGGGCUGUACGCGGCCCUGUGGGUGUUCGGUGCCAUGGCGGUGUCACAGGACCACCCUUUUGACUUGGCCUUCACCUGCCUCUUUGGAGUGGCUGCACUGGCACUGGGAGCAUUUAUGGUGGCGCAUCACUGUGUCAACAGGCAGGACAUGAAACGCUACUGGACCCAGGCUUGUUGCUCAGGGAGGCGCGCCUACUCUGCGCAGGAGGACGUGCUUUUGCCCCAACCAGGGGUGUCGACAGCAUCCACAGCAGGAUCCAUUGGCAGGGGAAACGGGGAGGUGUCAAAGUGUGGCCACAGCAGCGCCGAGUCCUCCUGCACCAACAAGAGUGGCCCUAGCAUGCGCACCUCUCCCCAGGGUAGCAAACUGACCAAUCUUCACGCAGAGGCUGCCCAGUGUAAAUCCAUCCCGCUCCCAGUGCUGGCCAACGGCGCGGCUGUUUUGGACAACAGCCUGACUGAACAUUCGCUAGACAAUGAAAUUAAAAUGCACGUGGCACCAGUUGAGGUGCAGUUCCGCCCCAUGAACAAUAACAACCAUCCCACCUCUGCCACUAAUGGACACGCGGGCAGGCACCACAAAAAUAGGGCACGGGCCCACAGGGCGAGUCGCUUGACCGUGUUGCGAGAAUACGCCUACGACGUGCCUACCAGCGUGGAGGGCAGCGUGCACAACGCCCCCCACAGGCGGCACCACCAUCAUCAUGAUUUAGCGGCGCGCAAUAGCCGGCGGGCGGCCUACAUGGCGUACAGGGAGCGGCACCAGAGUCAGCUGCAGCAGGACAGCAGCGACAGCACUAGCCUACCUCGGCGCUCUCGCUACACAGAUAAGGGAGGGGGCAGCACCCUGAGUAACGGGGCAGCGGGCGGAGGAGGAGGAGCAGUGGGAGGAGCGGUAACAGUAGAGACUGAGCAUGUGACUUCUGCUGCAGUGUCUAGCUCAAGUAAAGACAGUAGUGCAGGGAACCAACCCAGCAACACAGAGCUAGAGAACCAACCCAAGUCAUACGGACUCAACCUCAUCACUCAGAAUGGCACGCUCAAAGACAGCGGGCACUCCAUACCUUUAAAUAACACAGAGAGUACUGCCAGCAUAAAGACUGGCUUAUGGAAACAUGAAACUACUGUGUAGCGACAGUUUCCGUGCCAAAGACUGCAUUGCAAUAUGCUCUUUCCUCCUCAACUGUGAAAUGUUUUUUUUUUUUUUUCUGAUUGUGUUGUUUUUUUCCCUAUUUUUAGAUUGCACAUUUUUCUUUGAAAAAAAGAGUUCUUUGAAAAUAAUUAUUGGACAAAAUAGCCACAUUAUUGAGUAUGCCACUCAGCUGUCCCUGUAGAUAUAUUUUUGUAAAUGGUCUAUUUUUGUAACCUUUAAUCCAAACCUCCUUACUGCAUUCAGAGUUUUGUACAUUGUCUGUGCUAUGGCCCUGUGCAUACCCUUUGGGGCUUUUUUCCCCCCAUUUUCUAGUUUGUUCUAACAUAAUAAACCAAAAGUUACAUUCACCUAA